UAUACUGAGAAAAACUAAUCAACACCAAAACACCAUCACUAUUAUUAUUAAAAAUCAUCAAAUUAAAGAUUUGUUGUAAUCUUACUGUGCAUGUAUCGACUUCCAUUCAAUCCUUGUCGUGAAACCAUCACCACCACCACACUGCUCCACCUCCACCCCCACCGACGCCGCCAAUUUAACUCAUCAGCCCAAAUGGGCAAACAAAGACGAUCCCAAACCCAAAUUCAAACUCAGCCCCACCCUGACGCCACCACCACCGCCGCCACAACAACCACCACCGACCUAGCCAUUGCUCCUUCUCAACCCCCCUCUCCCACCACCACCAAAACCAAAAUCCCCAUCCGCCGCCGAAAGAAACGUAAACUCUCCGCCGCCGCCAAAUCACAUCAAGAAAACCCUAAAUCCAGCUCCCCCAAGAACAAGCUUUACCCCCUUCAACCUAAGCCAAUUCAGAGAAUCGUCUCUCGAUCACUGUCUUGCGAUGGCGAAAUUGAAAUCGCCCUUCGACACCUUCGAAAUUCCGAUCCCCAACUCGCUCCUCUUAUCGAAAUCUACCCACCCCCGACUUUCGAUUCUUUCCAACCCCCAUUCCAUGCCCUAGCCAAAAGCAUUCUCUACCAACAACUCGCUUGCAAGGCUGGAACUACGAUCUACACUCGCUUCGUCGCCCUCUGUGGCGGCGAAUCGAGCGUUCUCCCAAACACCGUUCUUGCCCUAAACCCUCAGCAGCUUCGACAUAUCGGCGUUUCGGGUCGAAAAGCUAGUUACCUUCAUGAUCUUUCGAGGAAGUACCAAAAUGGGAUUCUCUCUGAUUCGUCAAUUGUCGAAAUGGACGAUAAAUCUCUCUUCACAAUGCUUACAAUGGUUAAUGGGAUUGGGUCUUGGUCAGUUCAUAUGUUCAUGAUUUUCUCUCUUCACAGACCUGAUGUUCUUCCAGUAAACGAUCUGGGUAUUCGCAAAGGUGUUCAGCUUCAUUUUGGGCUUGAAGACUUGCCUCGGCCAUCGCAGAUGGAGCAAUUGUGUGAUAAGUGGAGGCCCUAUCGGUCUGUUGCUUCGUGGUACAUGUGGAGGUUUGCGGAAGCCAAGGGGGCGCCUUCGAGUUCUGGGGCAUUGGCUGCACCUGCCACGAGUUUGCAGCUGCAACAGCAAGAGCAGCAGCAGCAGCAGCAGCAACAGCAUGAACACCAACAACAGCAACACCAGCAGUUUUUGGAUCCUAUCAAUGGCAUUCUCAAUCUGGGGGCCUGUGCGUGGGGACAAUGAUUGGGAUCAGAAAGUGUUGUUUUGAUUAUGCUCAUCCAUCCAUCACUUUGAGAAGGCGGCUUUAAAGCAGUGGGAGGAAGAUUAGGAGAUUACUUGGUGCAAAAACCUUGGAUUGUCGAGGCUCUUGAGAUGAGCACUUUUAACUUCAAUCUAGUAAAUUAUUUGCUUCGGGUUUUAAAAUAAAAACUAUAUGCACUCUUAGUUCUCUUUGUGUCCAAGAAAUGCCAGUUCUAAAUUGUUAAUUUUCUUUCAUAGGACUGCUUGGAAGCUGAUGUAUCAUCAAAAUGCUUGCACAUUUUGUUUAAUUUGAAACAGCAUGUUCACUUGUACUUCA
Messenger RNA from Camellia sinensis, 1597 nucleotides. RefSeq names its product alkylbase DNA glycosidase-like protein mag2. Gene Ontology annotation, molecular function: DNA-7-methylguanine glycosylase activity; alkylated DNA binding; DNA-3-methyladenine glycosylase activity. Gene Ontology annotation, cellular component: protein-DNA complex; nucleus. The record is from RefSeq and is a predicted model, not a curated record. Lineage: Eukaryota; Viridiplantae; Streptophyta; Magnoliopsida; Ericales; Theaceae. Gene Ontology annotation, biological process: base-excision repair, AP site formation; base-excision repair; DNA alkylation repair.